GAGAAAGAAAGGCAGUCAAAUUAGCAACAAAUGCAAUUCUUGAAAGAAGAUGGGUGCUCCGCAGAGCAGCAGCUGCUUGCUCCGGUGAGUCCAAAUGGUCUUUACUUCAACAGCUCCGCCAUUUCACUGGUUAUCCUUGGCGUUAUGGAAACCGAAGAACCCAUCCAUUUCCCUGAUCACCAACUUGUUCAUCUGCUGGACACACUCUUGCUUCCUCUCCACCCUCGCUUUUCCUCCAUCAUCGUGACAGGAGACGACGGGGAAAAAAGAUGGGAAAAGGUGGAAGUGAACUUGCAGGACCACAUCAAGACUCCGGUUUUCCCGGAAGGGAAGUCGCCGGAAUUCUACGAUCAGUGUUUUCAAGAUUACUUGCACGAAAUCUCCGGGGAAAAGCUCCCGGAGACGCGGCCGCUGUGGGAGGUCCAUCUCGUGAAGUACCCCACCAUGAACGCGGCGGGGAACAUCAUCUUCAAGAUUCACCAUGCCAUCGGAGACGGCUACUCGCUGAUGGCCGCGCUGCUCUCUUGCUUCAUGCGCUCCGACGACCCUUCUCGGCCCUUGACCUUCCCAAAGAACCGAAUCCGGCGAUCCUCGGCAGCAGAUGGCCGCGCUGCUUUCUUGUCCAGAGCUCUGACGUCGGUCAUCAAUACGGCAUCGGAUCUGUGGUUCAGCUUCUCGAAGACCAAGUUUUCGGAGGAUGAUCUGUCGCCUUUACGGUCUGGAGAUCCGGCUGUCGGUUCCCGCCCCAUCUCUGUGGUAACAUUGACGUUCUCUCUUGAUGACGUCAAGGCGAUGAAGGAUCAUCUGGGAGUGGUACGUAAUAAAUUGGUUAAAAGCGAAUUUCAUUUCUUUUAUUAUCAAUAA
This is a messenger RNA of Linum tenue, 864 nucleotides long. Lineage: Eukaryota; Viridiplantae; Streptophyta; Magnoliopsida; Malpighiales; Linaceae. The record is from the annotation of a GenBank genome assembly.